CCCGGACUUGCAACCGCCUCUGCAGGGAGAAAUUAAAUUUUUCAUCUACAAUUUGGAAGCUAAAUUGAUAACAAAAUGAAGUCAGCAAUCAAUCUGUCAUCCAAUAGUAACAAAUUAGCAAGUGCUCCAGAAUUGUCUCAGAAAAAAGGACAACUUAAUUUACCAUUGUUACCUAAUCCAAAAGAAAAACAUGGUGCAAAAUCAGUACGUGAUAAAAUUGAACCAAUGGUUCUAAGAUCUCCACCAACAGGAGAAUCCGUUGUACGCUAUGCUUUGCCCAUUCCAUCAAGUAAGACAAAGGAGUUAAUAGCAGAAGAUGAAAUGAUCAGGAAGAUUACCAAACAUCUGAAGGUGGUUGUUUCUAAUUUAGAAGAAUCCUAUGGAUCUAGUGUUGAAGAUGGAGCAAAACCAGUAGCAAAGCCUGGGGAGAAAGAAUUAUCUUUAUCUGUUGGGGAUGAUAUGAGUUCGUUCUUGGUAAAUUGUUCACAAUUUGCAGUUCAGCUAGAAGAAGCAGUUAAAGAAGAACAUGAUAUUUUGGAAUCUCUUUUUAAGUGGUUUCAGCUACAGGUCAAUCAAAUGGAGGAGCUAAGUAGAGGUUAUAGUCUUUCAGAAGCAGAUAUUCUAGCACCUGAGAAAACAGUCUCUUUAAACAUUUCAAAAGUAGUAAUGCAAAUGCAAAAGCUUGAAGAACUGAAAAAUCAGCUUACACAGAUGCCUAAAUACUCCUUGAAAAACAUGCCAUGUAAACCCAAAGAUAAUAAAGAAAAUCAACUAAUAUCAGUGGAAAGUUGUGAAAACAUACAGCAGAAAAUUGAAGAAUUCAUAAAAACCCACUCAGUAGAAGAAGUUUUAGAUACUUCUGAAACCGAAACACAUACUGCUUCAAUGACUAACCAAUUCAAUAUGAUGUUGAAAGUAUUUGAAAAACAGUCAGAUAUGUUGAAAAGAGCUGAAGAUGAUCAAAGCUUAUUAGAAGCUAAGUACAAACAGAUGCAAAAUGAUUUUGAAUUAUUAUCAGAGGAGAAAUCAGUGCUGGAAAAUGAACUACAAAAGUUGAAGGAUAUAGAGAUUACACAGAAAAAACAUGUAAGUGAUCGAACAAAGAAAACUGUAAAAAUAGAAAAGAAAAAAGACAAAGAAAAGCCAGUGGAUUCAGAAAGGGUGUUGUCUCAAGGAAUCCAGCUUAAAGUAAAAGAAAGUUUGUUUCAAGUCCAGAAACGAGCAGAUGCUCUGGAAACUGAGAACAGAGUUCUUCAGGAACAACUAAAACAGGCUUUACAGGAAGCAGAAAGAAGUAAGCUUCAACUUGACUAUUUCCUAAAUCAAGGGGUGGAGCUUAUUAAAAGUGAAGGGAAGACCAAAACAAUGGAAACGGGUUUUGGUAAAACACAAGGUGAACAUUCAAAAAAUAUGCCAUUGGACAGAGAGAAAAGGGCAGCAUUUGUUUCAAAUUCAGGUGAACAAAGGACAAAUGAUAUAAUCCAAGAGAUCCCAAUCGUCCAAAAUCAAAGACCAAUUGAAGAAAGCUCAGAGAAGAAAAGAUCUAGCUCUGCUAUUUCAGAUCUUUCACAGAACCUCAAUUCUCAAGAUAAAUCAGCUUUUUUAGAGAUUUCACAUGAAGUUUCAACUGAUGAAGCUCUACUUCAUACAUCUUCAUCAGAGAACCAUGAUAAACCACGUAAAAUAGAAUCACCCAGCAAAAAAAWUCAAGAAUCACCAUCUGUCAAAAUAUUACCUGAUGAGAAAGAAACAGUGAUACCAUCCUUGAUUUUACCUCCUGUUCUUAAUGAAGGAAACUCAAAGGUUGAUGUAUCAGAAGAGAAAUUACAAACAGAAACUCAAAACCAAACAGCAGAAGAAUUUGAAGCUCAUGAAGAAGUACCACAUGAAAAUGAAAUGAAAGAUCAAGAUUCAGUGCCCAAAACCCAAGUGCAAUCAAAGAAGCAAAAAACUUCCAGAGAAGAACUUAAUAGUCAUUGCCUGCACUGCCCAGAAGAGGACACAAUUACCAUUUUUAUAUCACCUCAUUGGUCAUUGUUUGCUAUCUGGGAUGUCACCUGGGCACCCCAAAUUUAUCAAAGAUCUGGAUUGUGUCAUUGA
This is a messenger RNA of Urocitellus parryii (Arctic ground squirrel), 2100 nucleotides long. RefSeq names its product coiled-coil domain containing 7 (gene Ccdc7). The record is from RefSeq and is a predicted model, not a curated record. Lineage: Eukaryota; Metazoa; Chordata; Mammalia; Rodentia; Sciuridae.